Molecule: messenger RNA, 1397 nt
Organism: Lates calcarifer (barramundi perch)
Lineage: Eukaryota; Metazoa; Chordata; Actinopteri; Centropomidae
Gene: ptges
Product: prostaglandin E synthase
Exons: 3
Coding region: 98-547 (149 amino acids)
Biological process (GO): prostaglandin biosynthetic process
Cellular component (GO): membrane
Molecular function (GO): prostaglandin-E synthase activity
Source: RefSeq, a predicted model, not a curated record
CCCCACGGACUCACUCUCACUUUCAGCAGCUUUACGCACGCACCGAUCCAAGAGCUCCUCUCUGCCGCUCACUGUGGACACACCAAUUAAAACAGCAAUGGCAGUCAUAAUUAGAAACGAGGUUUUCUCCUGUUUUGUUUUCUACGGCGUGCUCCUGGUGAUUAAAAUGUACAUUAUUGCGAUAAUAACGGGACAACUGAGGCUGCGCAAAAAGGCUUUUGCCAACCCCGAGGACGCGUUGAGACACGGAGGUUUACAGUAUCACAGAGAGGAUCCAUAUGUGGAAAGAACUCGGAGAGCUCACAUGAAUGACUUGGAGAACAUCCUCCCCUUCCUCUUCCUGGGUGCCAUCUACUCCCUGACCGGACCUUCGCUGGCCGUGGCCCGCCUCCACUUCCUCAUUUUCUUUGCGGGCCGUGUGCUGCACAGCAUUGCCUACUUGUUUGCCCUGCGAGCGCCGACCCGCUCCCUGGCCUACACCGUCGCCCAGAUACCAUGCGUCUCCAUGGCUCUGCAGAUUCUCCUUGCGGUUGCAGCGUACGCCUAAAUAUCCAGAAACGAGGGAGUGAAGUAGAAGUGGUGCUCUGGCUCAUGUGAUGUCAGUUAUCAUUUGUGGCCUGUGUCAGAAAAAGCAGGAUGAUACAGAGAGGCCUAUUGGGAGGGAGAACAUAAAAGACAAGAAUAUCAGUGUGAGUGCAAUAUACUGGGAGGUGUGUGAUUACACCAGUGCUGGGCUUUGUCAGUAUUUUUUAUUGUUUUAUUACAAAUGUGAGAAUGUCUCAAAAGUUCAUUGAAGUUGACAUCUUGUGCUGUUCUGUGUUCAAUGCAAAUGAAGGUUGUUGCUCUUUUUUUUUUUUGUAAACCAGGUUUUGUUGAAACAAUGAUGGAAUUUGAAAUUCACUGACAGACAGUCGUAGACUUUUGGCUCGAGCCACUUGGAAAUAUUUUUCCGUCACCGCACUGCACAGCAUGUUGAUCCUUGUCCCCUUCUUUGUGUUUACACACAACACAGACCACCAUUCAUGUGGUGUUGCAUCCACCGUGGCCGUUUGUCUGUUUCCUGUGUGGAUAUUCCAUCUGUUGUUUGAGUAUUACCUUCAACUAAAGCUCCUGGCAUGAUGACUGACAAUGUGUGGAAAGACUGUAAUAGCACUCGGUGGAAUACAAGUUAAUGCUUUUGCUGUAAGAGUUAAAACUGUCUCUCAAGUUCCUCGUGAGGAAGAUAAAAGGAAUUUGGACUGAGAAACUAAUCUUACAUGUGUUCUGAUAUGUAAGGUUUUCAUUUGAUCUGUGAAAACGAAUUUCAAGACUGUUUUUAAAGUAUUGUAAUAAUUUAUAACGCAGUUUAUUGAAUACAUAGAUAUGUUUUUGUAGGCAAUAAAACAAAUCAAAACCAA